Messenger RNA from Entelurus aequoreus (snake pipefish), 1406 nucleotides. It is a transcript of the gene eci2, whose product is annotated as enoyl-CoA delta isomerase 2. Gene Ontology annotation, molecular function: fatty-acyl-CoA binding. NCBI's taxonomy places the organism in Eukaryota, Metazoa, Chordata, Actinopteri, Syngnathiformes, Syngnathidae. The transcript is spliced from 11 exons. The record is from RefSeq and is a predicted model, not a curated record. Bases 112 to 1293 code for a protein of 393 amino acids.
GUUACGGCUACUCACAUGACCCGGAAGUGCUUCUGUCCGCCAAACAACACUUUCCGGCUGAUCAACCUUCCUCCGUCCUCCUGCUCUGCUGCGUCCUCGCCUCGCGUUUAAAUGGCAUUAUUUUCGCUAAGAUGCUUCACACAAACCAGUCGGUGGUUGCGUUUCUCCCGCGUUCCUGCCUUGAAAUUCCACAAGUCUUCCAUGAUGGGUGCGACGGUGGAGCAGUUUGAGGAGGCCAAGAACAGAAUGUCCACGUUGAAGAACGAUCCUGGGAAUGAGGUCAAACUAAAGAUCUAUGCUCUAUUCAAGCAGGCUACACACGGUCCAUGUGACACCCCCAAACCCGGAAUGCUGGACUUUGUCAACAAAGUCAAAUGGGACUCAUGGAAAUCUCUGGGCACCAUAACACAGGAAGAGGCCCGGCAGCAGUACUGCAACCUGAUUGUCUCCCUGCUGGCAAAAGAAGGCGGCAGCCCCGCCCAGGAAGUGUCUGCUCAGCCGGCCGCCAGCAGCAACACGUACACGACCUUACUGGUCAGCACGCAGGACAACAUCACCACCAUCCAGCUCAACAGACCCGCCAAGAAAAACGCCAUCACCACUGAGAUGUACGAGGAGAUCAUUGAUGCUCUGCAGCAAGCAGCUGAAGACACUUCUGUUGUCCUCACUGUCUUCACUGGUGCAGGUGACUUCUACUGCAGUGGAAACGACCUGAGUAACUUCACCAAGAUCCCAGAAGGAGGUGUGGAGCAGAUGGCCAAAGCAGGCGGGGAGCUGCUCAGGAGGUACGUGAAGGCUUACAUUGACUUCCCCAAGCCGCUGGCGGCUGUGGUCAACGGUCCAGCUGUGGGAAUCUCCGUCACCAUUUUGGGGAUGUUUGACCUGGUCUACGCCACAGAGUGUGCGACCUUCCACACUCCCUUUAGCCAACUUGGUCAGAGUCCAGAAGGCUGCUCAUCAUACACGUACCCUCGCAUCAUGGGGGCCAGCAAGGCGUGCGAGAUGCUGCUGUUCAACAAGAAGCUAACGGCGCUGCAAGCGUGUGAGCUGGGUCUGGUCACAGAGGUGUUUCCUGACAGCAGCUUCCAGUCAGAAGUGUGGAGGCGACUGAGGAGCUAUGCUAAGCUACCUCCAAACUCUCUGGCGCUGUCCAAACAGCUGAUUCGCUCGGUGGACAAGGACCGCCUCCACGCCGUGAACGACGCCGAGGUGGAGCGUCUGAUGGAGCGCUGGAUGUCGGACGAGUGCUUCAACGCCGUCAUGAGUUUCUUUCAGGCCAAAGCCAAGCUGUGAUCACAUGACUUGGACAUUGUGUCCUUUUCACUAACAUGAAGGAUCAAGUGCCUCUCCUCACGCAUCAAUGAACUCUUUUUUUGUCUAAUAAAUGUCUGCUAGUGAGAAACAGC